Aspergillus nomiae NRRL 13137 is the source of this 372-nucleotide messenger RNA. RefSeq lists its product as uncharacterized. The coding region runs from base 1 to 372 and encodes 123 amino acids. The transcript has 2 exons. Lineage: Eukaryota; Fungi; Ascomycota; Eurotiomycetes; Eurotiales; Aspergillaceae. The record is from RefSeq and is a predicted model, not a curated record.
AUGCCCACAGAUAGACCCAUCCAACGCGGAUCAUGGGGGAUCGAGAUUGAUCAACCAAUCCACAUACCCCCUGGAGAUCCUAUCGCCCUUCGUCAUGAAACGCAGAACCCAGAUAUUGCUCUAGACCGAUACCACCUGCGCGUAGACUGGCAGACUCGAGUCUCCGACGACUCCCGAGAGGCUAAGUCGGGUCUGUUGACGCACAAGAAUACAUGGAAUACAGAAGCGACUGUGCUACCUGCAUUGGAGCUCUGGGAGAGGGAGCAGAACGAGCAAGGCAUCAUUCCCAGAGAUUGGCAACCUGCGACCUUGGAUGACUACCCUUACUACCCUGGAUGGGAAGAGCGUUGGAACGCAACUCAGAGCGUCUAG